Histoplasma capsulatum G186AR is the source of this 399-nucleotide messenger RNA. RefSeq lists its product as uncharacterized. The transcript is spliced from 2 exons. Bases 1 to 399 code for a protein of 132 amino acids. NCBI's taxonomy places the organism in Eukaryota, Fungi, Ascomycota, Eurotiomycetes, Onygenales, Ajellomycetaceae. The record is from RefSeq and is a predicted model, not a curated record.
AUGCAAGACAGGAGCCUUCGGACGAAGCUAUUUAGCUACCAGAUAAAAGCCGCGAAUCCCCGGCUCGUUGAGCCACCAUGUUAUGGCGUCUCCUGGUUGACCCGGGCUAAACCUUCCCAGAAAGCUCAGGACAUCACAACGUUCUCUCCACCCGUGCGCUCGACGUGGAAGGUGUUGGUGAGGAAUGGCUGGUCUGGGAACUUUUUGCUGAGGACGUCGAAUGUCAUAUGGAAUGGUCUGUUGGCGCCCGAAGGUGAUAAAUCGAGAGUCGCGUUAAGGACAGGCUCGGCAUUAUUCGAAGGUGCUGCAAUGGCUGCCCUGAGGGGGAAGAGCAGGGCCAUGCAUAUGGUCAGGGGAGAGGUGACAAGCAUUGUUUCCUGCGAGGAGAUGGAUAAUUAA